GGAACACUCACAGCACAAGCUUGUCUCACUCAGCAUUUUCAGGUUUACUUUCUUUGCUAAUACUUUCCCUUAGCACCUUGUGCCUCAGGCGUGCAAUCAUUUGGCGUGCCUACUUCCCAUUUAAGCACAAGAACAACGAAAGCUCAACAUGAGUGACUGGAGUGCCUUAGACCGGCUCCUACAAAAGGUCCAACCGUACUCCACAACUGGAGGAAAGGUAUGGCUCAAGGUCCUUUUCAUCUUCCGAAUCCUGCUCCUGGGGACUGCCAUCGAAUCAGCCUGGAGUGAUGAGCAGCUUAAGUUCCAUUGCAACACUCAGCAGCCUGGUUGUGAAAAUGUCUGCUAUGACCAAGCUUUCCCGAUCUCUCAUGUGCGCCUCUGGGUCCUACAGAUCAUAUUCGUGUGUGUGCCUACACUCUUAUACCUGGCACAUGUGUUUUAUGAGAUUCGUCAGAAAGAGAGAUCAGACAAGCCAGAAAAGGAACUUGGAGUUGCUCAUUUUAAUGGCGCCAGUGUGGAAACGCACUUGCAGAAAACCGAAGUAAAGAAGUCCAAGUGUGGCAGUGAGGGACACGGUAAGGUGAAGAUAAGAGGAAGGUUGCUGAUAACCUACAUACUCAGUAUUUUCUUCAAGGCCAUCUUUGAGGUGGCCUUCUUGGUGAUCCAGUGGUGCAUUUAUGGAUUUACCCUGAAGGAAGUUUACAUUUGUGAAUCUUCUCCUUGCCCGCACCAGGUGGACUGCUUCCUCUCCCGUCCCACAGAGAAAACCAUCUUCAUCCUCUUCAUGCUGGUUGUGUCCUUGGUGUCUUUAGUCUUGAAUGUCAUUGAGCUGUUCUAUGUCUUAUUUAAGGCCAUUAAGAAUUAUGUGAGAGAUAAGGAUGAGGCUUACUCUGGUACAACUGAUCUGCAGAGCCUUUCCCAUGUCUCAUCACCAAGUGUUCUCCCUGCCACGUUUCUUAACGAUCAGGUGGUUUCUGAGGAUCAUUCUUCAGUCUAUAUUUAAAGUGAGGAAAAUCAUGUCAGUUACAGUACAUAACAAACUGAAAGAGGUAAGGACAGGCAGGAAGUAACCUUCUGGCUUGCACUCAGCCUUUUCUUCACACUGAUGAUAAGCAGAAUUCUCAUAGGGUUUGGGUGGAGAGAAAAGCAAAACAAAGAUACUAAACACUAACAUAGAGUAGCAGCUAGCCAGCAGUACUACUGGUAAUGAUAACAGCAGCCUGAUACUGUGAUUUGUGCUUGAAUACAUUGUGAUUUUUCUUAGUUGCUAAAGAGAAUCAAAGUAUAGUAGAAAAUGUACCCAAGCUUCAGUACAGAUGAUGCUCAAUGGCCUCAAUUGUGACAACUAGAAAAUACAAAGACAUUAGACCACAUAAGUCUGAGACAGGAAGUGGAAGAAACUUGUAACCAAGACAUGUGUUAGUAUUUAAAGUGCUUGACUCUGGAGGGUUAGGUAUCUAGCUCAGUGGUACAUGAUUUGUCUAGCGUUUGUGAGACCUCAAGUAGCAUAUGGAUAAAGAAAUAGUAACUUGAACAAAUGAACUAAAUAAAUAAAGUGGUUGACUCAAAGAACUUUUAGUCCAAAUUUAACUUGUACUAGGCAAUGUAAAAGGACCUAUCCUCUCCCAUAUUGUCCUAGAAUGGUUCUGUGUAUGGGGAAGAGUGAUUUAUUAUUUGUCUGUAGAAGCAGACACAGUGUAAAUUUACAAACCUACAUUCUAAAAUAAUACAAAUAUGCCAUUGAAAGUUGAGCCUUUCUCUUGGAUCUUAUUGUUUGAUCCCAUAUUAUGUUUAUACUAUUUAAUUCCUUAUGUAAAAGUAAAUUAUCCUUUCCCUUAAAAUGCAUCCCCCAAUUUUAUUGAAUAAUAUGUAAUAGUUCUGUUAAUUGUAAUGAGUUUUCUUUUUCUCUUGUAUACUCUAGCAGCAAUCCUAUUGCUGACACAAUUUAUUUUUCCUUUUCAAGAUAGAGUCAGAGCCCUGAAAUGAAACAAUUGUACUGAAAAUAGCACUUGUGAACACUGCAAACUUAAAGAAAUGCUUAGAGGUGAACUAUGAAAUGUCCUACAUGAAUCUGGCAAUAUUGGUUAUUCUUGGCUUUGUUCUAUAUAAUGCAUAUUAAUUCAGAUGUUACCUUCUGCUGUGAUUUUUGCAGUCUCCUGGAUGACUGACAUUUUUGAUGUUCAUAUUAAGAGUUUAUUUGGAAAGCAGGAGAGGGUGAUGGAGGUUUGUGAAAUACCUGUGUAAUUGAUUUGGAACAUAUAAAAUAAAUGCUAACCAUUUCUUCUAAUGCCUUUUAAAAUAUUCCACAGGUAAUUGAAAAAUUGACUUUUGUUCUUGUUCCACACACAAUUUUAUCCAAGAAAUAUUAAUUUGCUUAUCAUUUGAUAUUAAACUGCUAUCAUGUUCAGCUUUGUUUCAUGCAAUACAGGCCUAUCAUUUCUUAUUCUAGAGAAUUC
This is a messenger RNA of Mesocricetus auratus (golden hamster), 2456 nucleotides long. RefSeq names its product gap junction alpha-6 protein. Gene Ontology annotation, biological process: cell communication. NCBI's taxonomy places the organism in Eukaryota, Metazoa, Chordata, Mammalia, Rodentia, Cricetidae. Bases 149 to 1003 code for a protein of 284 amino acids. The record is from RefSeq and is a predicted model, not a curated record. Gene Ontology annotation, cellular component: connexin complex. The transcript has 2 exons.